AUGGGCGCUGUGUCCGACCUCCUCCUCUUAUCUGGCUCUGACCACUGUGCCGAAGUUGUUUCUGGAGCGCAUAUCCACCUUCAACAUCCUCCACUACAGUUGUACUCAACUUACAACAACAACAACGACAACGACACCACACAUCCCCCCACAUCUCAGGCACGCGACACCAUGGCCAUCACAGACGACCCCUCCGAGCUCGAGUUCGCUGAUCUCCAAGAACUCUUGAAGCAUGAUAUUAGCAUCAAAGUCGCUGGGGUCGAUAUAGACGGCCAGCUCCGAGGCAAGCUCAUGUCCAAGAAGAAGUUCUUCUCCAUCGUCAAGUCCGGCUUUGGCUUCUGCUCAGUCAUAUUCGGCUGGGACAUGCACGACCAGACGUACUUCAAAGAGCUCAAAGUCAGCAAUGCGGAGAACGGGUACAGGGACAUCACGGCAGAGAUAGACCUCAGUAGCUUCAGGAGAAUACCAUGGGAGAACAACAUCCCAUUCUUCUUGGUCAGCUUCCGUGAGCCAGAAGGAGCAAGCUUGAGCGCAUGUCCUCGAAGUCUGCUGGAGCGGACAGUUGAUAAGAUCGAAGCCAAGGGCAUGGGUGCGUUGGCUGGAGCCGAGUAUGAAUUCUUCACCUUUCGAGCACCCACUGAUACCCAUAUCUCGCCCACUUCCGACAACCGAAAUUCGAGCGCUACUGCGACGUUCCUGCAGAAGCAUCCGGUAAAUCACCUUCCAAGCUUGGAGGAAGGCAUGUUUGGAUACUCCUUGACCAGACCGGUGCACAACCAAGAGUGGUACUACGGUAUUUUCGAUGCGUGCAGCAAGUUCAGGUGUGACAUCGAGGGCUGGCAUACGGAGAGCGGACCGGGUGUCUAUGAAGCCGCUCUUGAGUACGGCGAGAUCAGGCAAAUGGCUGACAGAGCUGCUUUGUUCAAGCUUACCGUCAAGAGUGUCAGCUCCAACUACGGUAUCACACCAUGCUUCAUGGCCAAACCAAGGGAAGGACUUCCGGGUAAUAGUGGACAUAUGCACAUUUCGUUAAAGGACAACAAGACGGGAAGGAACCUCUUUGCCAGAGAGAAGGCCGAUCCGAAUCCGCCGUUCGAGGGGCUGGAGGAUGUGUCUGACAUUGGUCGCCAAUUCCUCGCAGGUGUCCUUGACGGUCUCGCAGAUAUCAUGCCCCUGUUCGCGCCCACGGUCAACAGCUACAAGCGCCUGGUUGAGAAUUUCUGGGCUCCAGUGACUGUCUCUUGGGGUCUCGAGCAUCGCGCGGCUUCGAUCCGACUCAUUGCACCACCCACAUCCCCUCCAAAGGGUACCCGUUUGGAGAUCCGUGUUGCCGGCGCGGACACUAAUGGCUACCUUGUUCUUGCUGGAAUCCUCGCGCUGGGCUACCGUGGUAUCGAGAAGAAAAUGAGCAUCCCCAUUCCUCCGCUGGGCAAGGGUGAGGACGUAGGAGGCUCCGGUGAUAAGGGUCAAAGACUUGCGAAGAGCCUCAAGGAGGCCACUGCGCAGUUCGCUCGCAAAGAGAGUGUUGCCAGAGAGGUACUCGGCGAUGACUUUGUUGACCAUUACGCCGGUACCAGAGAACAUGAAGUCCGCCUCUGGGAUGAGGCAGUGACUGAUUGGGAGGUGAGGAGGUACAUUGAGACUGUGUAA
Messenger RNA from Fulvia fulva, 1650 nucleotides. Its product is annotated as Type-1 glutamine synthetase 2. The record is from RefSeq and is a predicted model, not a curated record. The transcript is spliced from 3 exons. Bases 1 to 1650 code for a protein of 549 amino acids. NCBI's taxonomy places the organism in Eukaryota, Fungi, Ascomycota, Dothideomycetes, Mycosphaerellales, Mycosphaerellaceae. Gene Ontology annotation, molecular function: glutamine synthetase activity.